AUGACUGUAUACCUCACUUUCCCUGUGGCUAUGUUCUGGAUCUCCAAUCCUGAUGAUUGGUUUGAGAGUUGUGUCAUACAGCACAAGAGAGAGCUAUGGCCACCUGAGAAAGAGGGCCAGCACCAAGAGCUGGAAGAAUUCAAAGAGAGAAUCUGGAAGCAACAGGAGUAG
Messenger RNA from Heterocephalus glaber (naked mole-rat), 171 nucleotides. NCBI's taxonomy places the organism in Eukaryota, Metazoa, Chordata, Mammalia, Rodentia, Bathyergidae. The record is from RefSeq and is a predicted model, not a curated record.